UAAGCCGCCGCUGCCUGGGAGCUAGCCGCAAACAUGGCGCUGUGCACCUUCAGCAAACUGUCACAUCUGCUGAGAUUAUCCGUCAGCAAACCCGCCGGUUUACGAACAGGGAUGCUCCUACGGCACGGCGCGGCGUGCUGCGCAAACUCCGUCCGCUGCCACGGGACGGCGGACAGCAAGGCGCUGCAGGAACGACAGAGGCAGCAGAUGGCCAGAGGGCUGCCCAAACAGAAGCCCAUCACCGGGGUCAAACAGGUCAUCGUCGUGGCGUCGGGGAAAGGCGGCGUGGGCAAAUCCACCACUGCAGUGAAUCUGGCGCUCGGACUGACAGCCGUCAACCCGUCGAAGUCAGUUGGAGUGUUGGACGCUGACGUUCACGGCCCGUCGAUUCCCAAACUGAUGAACCUGAAGGGAAACCCGGAGCUCACUGACAACAACCUGAUGAUCCCGCUCACCAACUACGGCAUUCCCUGCAUGUCCAUGGGCUUCCUGGUGGACGACGCGGCGCCCAUCGUGUGGCGAGGCCUGAUGGUGAUGUCGGCGAUCGAGAAGCUGCUGCGGCAGGUGAACUGGGGCUCGUUGGACUACCUGGUGGUCGACAUGCCUCCGGGGACCGGAGACGUCCAGCUGUCAAUCAGCCAGAACAUCCCUGUGGCAGGAGCGGUGAUCGUGUCGACGCCGCAGGACAUCGCCCUGCUGGACGCUCGCAGAGGAGCCGAGAUGUUCAAGAAAGUCAACGUGCCGGUUCUGGGUCUGGUGCAGAACAUGAGCGUCUUCCAGUGUCCAAACUGUCACCACCAGACUCACAUCUUCGGCUCAGAUGGAGCCCGGAGGCUCGCUGAGACGCUGGGAGUUCACUUCUUAGGUGACAUCCCUCUCCACCUGAACAUCAGAGAAAUGUCCGACAGAGGACAGCCAGUGGUCGUCUCCUCCCCUGACAGCCCCGAGGCUGAGGCGUACAAGAAGGUAGCGGCUGCUGUGGUGCGACGACUGGAGGAAGUCAGCACUUGAUUGACAGCUAGACAGCUGGUCACCGUCAACAGGAAAUGAAGUCACGGACAGGAAGUGAUGGUCAACAGACACACAAUAACACACACACACACACACAAGCGAGAGGUGCAUGUACAUCUGGGACGUACACACACAGAGACGGACACACAGUCAGACAAACCUGCCGCUGUCUGAACGCACAAAAAAUAAAAACCUAUAAUAAUUCUAUAAUAAAUCUGCAGCUAAAUACAGCAAAGAGCACAGCCACUAGCAGAAUGCACUGUGUAUUACUAACAGAUGUAUUUAAUCAAGCUCUGGGCUUCACCUCGUUAGCUUAUCUUCUGUUUCACAAUGUACAACAGUUUAUUUUCCUGUGUUUUAUGUCAUGUUAAAUACCCUUCCUUUUACUGCCAGCAAAACAGCGUGGAUUUAGUCGUUACGUCAUUCCGUGUCGCUGUGUGAACAUAAAAAUUGCACAAAAUAAAAUCUCCACAUCCUAAUAAAAUCAGAUUUUUGAUGAAAGUACAAACACAGCUGUGUCUCCUGAAUGGGAGCUGCCAUUCUGGAAAAACCUAAAAUCCUGAAAAAGUGUAAAAUCGCAUUUCUGACUGAGAUUUUUGGUGACAUGCAAAACUUAAAAAAAAAAAAAAAAAAAAAAGAUGGAGAAAGACAUGAAAUUCAUAUAUUGGACAAAAUCCAGAGCAGAAAUGAGGAAUAGCAGCGACUCAGAACACACAGACGAGUGUUAAAAAAAGCAGCGAUGAAGGUUUUCAACAGUUUUUAAAGUUCAGUUUGAAUUAGGUUUCUGGUUUUCUGCAUUGGCUGUGGUUUCUCAUCCAUCAGUGUUUUGCUCUGCGUGGUUUUACAAUCUGACCAGGAAAACCAGGAUCUUUUCCCUCCUGUCCGUAUGUCCAAGUCCAGUUGGCCGCAGAGCUGGCCGUAGGACUUUGGUGGCCCUAAACAAGAUUUUGUUUGUGACCCCAAAACACAUCCAACACAACCAUCAAAUCAUGCACACACUGCUGUAUGUAUGAUCUACAAAGAUACAAUUUACAAAGCUAAUCAUUAGUCUGAAACAACUUGGACCAAUUAGAAUAGAAAUACUUUAUUCAUCCCACAGGGAAAUUCAGGUAUCCAGCAGCUCAAAACAUAACAUAUAAUAAAAAAUAGAUAAAUAUAAAAAAAAGAAAAAUACAUAAUAAAUAAAAGCAACAUAGAAGCAGCACAAUUAUUGCUCAAGUCCAAUCCACAUGUCGAUGUGGGGGCUUUGGGAAGUGUUGAGGUGUGAAAGGCCUUCAGAGUUGUUAAAGAGCCUUAUGGCUGUGGGGACAAAUUCAGACAUUUGAUAGAUUUAUUUAUUUAAUAAACAGUUUAAAAUAAAUAGUUUAUUUAAAUAAUUAAUCAAAACACCAAUAUGUAAUGUUGCAAGAAAGCACUGGAUGCUGGUCAACAAACCUACUGUAACCUUUAUGAAUCAUAAAUAAUGAUGCAUCCUACUCAUGUUAGCUAACGUUAGAUAGCAAGCAAAGAGUAAGAAAUCAUCAAGCUUGUUUAAAUGAUUUCAGCUAAAAUCAUAAACACAUAACAUUCAUCACAGCUUCCCAGGUUAAGUUAUUGUGGCUUAGUUUAACUCAUUCAAAAUCAAAACACAAAUUUUAAUGUUGAAAAAAAAAAAAAAAA
This is a messenger RNA of Myripristis murdjan (pinecone soldierfish), 2670 nucleotides long. It is a transcript of the gene nubpl, whose product is annotated as nucleotide binding protein-like. The record is from RefSeq and is a predicted model, not a curated record. Lineage: Eukaryota; Metazoa; Chordata; Actinopteri; Holocentriformes; Holocentridae. The transcript has 11 exons. Gene Ontology annotation, cellular component: mitochondrion. Gene Ontology annotation, molecular function: ATP binding; 4 iron, 4 sulfur cluster binding; ATP-dependent FeS chaperone activity. The coding region runs from base 34 to 1011 and encodes 325 amino acids. Gene Ontology annotation, biological process: iron-sulfur cluster assembly; mitochondrial respiratory chain complex I assembly.